Messenger RNA from Amblyraja radiata (thorny skate), 5576 nucleotides. RefSeq names its product EMAP like 2 (gene eml2). Gene Ontology annotation, biological process: microtubule cytoskeleton organization. The record is from RefSeq and is a predicted model, not a curated record. Gene Ontology annotation, molecular function: microtubule binding. The coding region runs from base 340 to 2643 and encodes 767 amino acids. NCBI's taxonomy places the organism in Eukaryota, Metazoa, Chordata, Chondrichthyes, Rajiformes, Rajidae. The transcript is spliced from 21 exons. Gene Ontology annotation, cellular component: mitotic spindle.
UGGAGUUUGGGGAAGAGAAACACAUCCUUUAGGUGUGCUGUAAUAAGCCUAUUUAAAAAGGAAUAGCAUUUAAUAAUUAAUCCUCAAUUGUGUUUUAUUUAGGGGAAUAAGGUAGGAUUAAUGCCUACAAAAAAGCAGUAGGAAAUGCAUCUACAUGAAUUUUUCAGUGCGAGAGACAUCGAGGAUUUUUUUUCUCCCCAUUCAAAGGCAUGUGAAGGAGCUGGAGUGAACUGGUUGCUAUGGUAAUGGGAGGCUGCAGAAGGAGAAAGUGAAAUAAGGACGAAGAAAAGCUUUUGUUUGGGUAUUUUCUUUUUGAAAAGAUUGGAAGAAAAGGGGGGAAUGGCGGAUCGAAUCCCUGGCUAUGGCGGGCUGUAUGACACCAGUUCCCUGCUGCAGUUUUGCACUGAUGACAGCGUGUCGGCCGUGAGCAGCAUGGACAUCGACGACCGCAUCUCCUACCUGGAGCAGCGCAUGCAACUGCAGGACGAUGAGAUCCAGGUGCUGAAGGCCGCUCUGGCCGACGUGGUGCGGCGGCUGGCCUUCGCCGAGGAGCAGCACGCCUUGUUCAACAAACGCGGGCCCACCAGGGCUCGACUUUUCAUGCAAGCUUUGCCGUCCAAACCCAGCCUGAGUAACGGGACAGCAACACCUCCAAAACGAAACAACGCCAUACCUCAAUCACCAUCCUCGCCCCGGAAGGAACCAGCGUCUAAAAGCAAACCCAAGGAAUCUGUCUUCAGUGCAGAAGAUGGCUACGUGAGGAUGUUUCUACGCGGGCGUCCCAUCACCAUGCACAUGCCCCAAGCGCUGAUGGGAUCCUACAAGCUCCAGGCCACGAGUGAACUACCUGCCCACAAGCUGAAGAUGGAAUGGGUGUACGGCUACCGUGGGCGUGACUGCCGUUCCAACCUGUAUCUCCUGCCGACCGGAGAGAUCGUUUACUUCAUUGCAUCGGUGGUGGUGCUGUACAACGUUGAGGAAGAGCAACAACGUCACUAUCUUGGGCAUAACGAUGAUGUGAAAUGCCUCGCGGUUCACCCCGAUAGAGUCACCAUGGCGACUGGGCAGGUGACAGGAACCACAAAAGAUGGAAAGCAACUCCCGCCGCAUGUGCGAGUCUGGGAUUCCGUCAGCCUCAACACUUUGCACGUGAUUGGAUCUGGGUUCUUUGACCGAGGCAUUUCGUGCGUUUCCUUCUCCAAAUCGAAUGGGGGAUCGCAUCUGUGUGCCGUGGAUGACUCCAACGAACACGUCCUCUCUGUGUGGGACUGGCAGAAAGAGGCAAAGCUGGCAGAGGUCAAGUGUUCCAAUGAGUCCGUGCUGGCUGUCAACUUCCACCCGACCGAAGCCAAUCUCAUUGUUACUUGUGGGAAAUCCCAUAUUUUCUUUUGGACGAUGGAAGGCAACACUCUGUCCAAGAGGCAGGGCAUUUAUGAGAAACAAGAAAAGCCCAAGUACGUUCUGUGUUUGGCUUUCUCCGAGAAUGGGGACGUGAUCACGGGCGAUUCCAGCGGAAACCUGGUUAUCUGGGGGAAAGGGACAAACCGGAUCAGCUCUGCUGUGCAGGGGGCUCACGAUGGAGGUGUAUUCAGUCUCUGCGUACUGAACGAUGGGACCCUGGUGUCGGGAGGAGGGAAGGAUCGGAAGGUCAUCCUCUGGGACAGGCACUACCACAAGGUUCAGGAGACCGAGGUCCCGGAAGCCUUUGGGCCAGUCCGAACGAUCGCAGAAGGGAAAAAUGAUGGCCUGUUCAUCGGAACGACACGGAACUGCAUUCUCCAAGGCACCUUGAGUGGAGGAUACUGCCCCAUUGUACAGGGUCAUACGGACGAACUGUGGGGAUUGGCGGCUCACCCGAGCGAGGACAGGUUUGUGACAUGUGGACACGACAAGCUCGUCCACUACUGGGAUCCGUCCUCACACCAGCCCGUUUGGACCAAGUGCCUGGACGAUCCGAGCCAGUCGGUUGGUAUUCAUCCCAGUGGGUCGGUUAUAGCCGUUGGGUUGCAGACUGCAAGGUGGAUGGUUUUCGAUGUCGAGACGAAGGACCUUGUCACCGUUCACACCGACGGAAACGAGAAGUUCUCGGUGAUGCGCUAUUCGCCAGAUGGUAAUUUCCUGGCCAUUGGAUCACAUGACAACUACGUUUACAUCUACGGUGUGGCAGAGAACGGCAGGAAGUACAGCCGUGUGGGGAGAUGCUCAGGGCACUCGAGUUUUAUAACUCACCUGGACUGGUCCACGGACAGCCGUUAUAUAAUCACCAACUCCGGAGACUAUGAAGUUCUGUACUGGACCCCCAACUGCAAGCAGGUGCCGAGUGCGGACGUGGUGCGGGAUGUGGAGUGGGCCACCUCCACCUGCGGGCUCACCUUCCAGGUGUUUGGCAUUUGGCCAGAGGGAGCUGACGGGACGGAUGUGAACGGCAUCUGUCGGUCCCCUGACAGCCGACUCCUCGCUACAGCUGACGAUUUUGGAAAAGUCAACCUGUUUUCAUAUCCCUGCUCGCAACCUCGGGCACCAAGUCACAAGUACAGCGGCCACAGCAGCCACGUGACCAACGUUACCUUUCUCCACGACAGCAGCCGUCUCAUCUCCAUCGGAGGGAAGGACACCAGCGUCAUUCAGUGGAGCGUUCUCUAGAUUACGGCACUUUAUCCAGAGGUGCAUUCCAGCCGUGCUAGUCGGGAGGUGCUACGAAACUUUCAGCGUGUCCAUUCUUGGGACAUUUGUCUCAAAAGUUGCAUUUUGCUAUUUCCUUUUUACAGGGAGGAUGUGGGGCGUUUACGGUUCCUCGUGUUUAGUGUCAAUACCUGCACUGAACUCUUCCAAGGAGAUCUGUUCCUUUGGAUAGAGUCACUCACUAGAUUUGAGGACAUUCCCAACGCAUCCUUCAAAUCCAUCCUCAAACUCUCUCUCUCCCUCGUGCUCUGCAGUUUGCCUCUGUUGCAGUUCCCUCUUGCUGGAAUCAUGCAUGUGCGACACAAGUCUGGGAUAGUAUAGUCGCUGUGGGGGGAAUGGCUCCCCGGCUCGCUUUGAAAUUCGAAGAGGGAGUUUUUUUUCUCCAAUUUGGGAGGUGGGCGGAAAAAGUAGGGAGGUUGGCGUUGUAAUGGAAGAGGAGAAAGGAAUAGGAGUCCAUUGGUGUCCAACACAUUCCUGAUAUUGAUGGAAGGAACUGCAGAAGCUGGUUUACAAGAAGGCCACAAAGUGGUGGAAUAACUUAGCAUCUCUGGAGGUCGUGGAUAGACGACUUUUCGAGUCGGGACCCUUCAGACCGAAAUGCUGUCUAUCCAUUUCCCUCUACAAGGAAAUGGACAGAAGACGUUUCAGUCUGAAGAAGGGCCCCAGCCUCAAACGUUGUCUAUCCAUGUCCGCACAAGGUCAUAAGUGCUAGGAGCAGAAUUAGGCCAUUCGUCCCAUCAAGUCUACUCCGCCAUUCAAUCAUGGCUGAUCUAUCUCUCCCUCCUAACCCCAUUCUCCUAUCUUCUCCCCAAAACCUCUGACACCCGCACUAAUCAAGAAUCUAUCUAUCUCUGCCUUAAAUAUAUCCACUGAUGGCCUCCGCAGCCUUCAGUGGCAAAGAAUUCCACAGAUUCACCACCCUCUGACUGGAGAAAUUUCUCCUCAUCUCCUUCCUAAAAGAACGUCCUUUAGUUCUGAGGCUGUGACCUCUGGUCCUCCAGAGAUGCUGCCUGACCCAUGUAGUUACUCCAGUACUUGGUGACCUUCUCAACCUGGGAAGGUCCAUUCCACUUUGAACUGGGAAGUUUAAAACAAAACCUUGCACCACAUGAAAGCCAAUUGGAUAAUUUUGGAGGAGACAGGAUAUCCACUGCCUUAUCAUUCCUUUUUGAUUCCCUUCGAAAUCUGAAUUAUGAUCCACUGAUUCAUUGUGGUGAGAAUGGAAUUGCUGUGAAUCUUUUUUUCUUCCUUCUACUGAGAAAGGCAGGGUUUGCAGCGACUCUCUUGGUGUUGGUUAACUUGUUGGGGAUUUUAGUCGGUGCCUUGAAACGUUUCCAGUCCGUUUCCGUGCUAGAACCAUCAAAGAGCCAGAGGCAAGGUGGAGGUUGAAUUAGAAGCAUUAGUUGCCUUGGCUUGAGUCCCAAUCACAAAUUGUUCUGAAGUAAAACACCGUCAGGACUGCCUACCACACUUAGUGCGAUUUAGCAAAAAACUUUUUACUCUAUUCCCACAAAGUGAUAGAUUGUAAUCAUUGUGUUUAAGUGGGGAAAGAUUGUGGUUUGAGAAAGCCCUUAUUUUUUUUUAAUUGGAAUUCUUUUCGCUUUCUUGGUUUAUCUCUGGGGCUUUGCAUAAAUGUUGGACUGUGAGAUACUAAUUUCUAAUCUCCCUGAUGGCUGACCCUAUAUGUCCUUUCUUUUAGCUUUUCACUAAACCUCUGGGCGUUUCAUUUACUGGUUUCUCACAAGCUCAGACCCACAGUGUCAGAGCUGCAAGUUGGGUCUGACUGAUGCAAUGUGAGCUGGCACCGUGUACCUUGCGACCAUUGAGACAGGAGAGGAGAUGCAAGGAACUGCAGGUGUUGGAACCUUGUGGGGGAACACAAAGUGCUGGAGUAACUCAGCGGGUCAGCCAGCAUGAGGACGCGAGUUGGCGACAUUUUGGGUCAACCUGCCACCUACCAGCAACACUACCACCAACCCUGGUUGGGUCAGAAGUUGGAGACUGGGAUAGGGAGAUCUGUGACCUUGUUAUUGGCUGUCCAUCCCAUAAAUUGCAAACCAUUUGGUUGAUUUUCUCAGGUAGACAAAAAUGCUGGAGAAACUCAGCAGGUGAGGCAACAUCUAUGGAGCGAAGGAAAUAGGCGACGUUUCGGGUCGAGACCCUUCUUCAGAUUUUCUCCUACCCAUUAAAACAGGCUCAUUGAAACUCUCGAGCCAACGAGAGAUGGGCAUGAGAGAUGUCCAUGCCUGUUACAUCUUUGUAUUGAGACUCUGCAAUGCAGGUGGAUGAUUGAGGCCAGCAAGUUGCGUUGCGAUGAAUAUUUUCAACAUCUGGCCACAGAGGCAAAUGCUACAGAGGAGGGGGAAAUUGUUACUCCCAACCCUCAGCCAAUCAUAAUCUUCCCGCAACUUCCUGUAGCUUUGACUUCUCGGCAAAGUUCCACAACCCAACGAUGAGAUUGAACACGUCGUGGCCUCCUGAUGCAAUGACCUAUAACAGGCAGUGGUAUUUUAAUUGAAUUUCCCAAUUCUCUGAAACCAGGUUGUGAGAGGGGAAAUUUUCAAUCUCGCAUUUUUUUUCUCAAAGGUCUAAAAACAAAAGUUUACAGUGCGGGAAGAGGUCACGUUGGGGGUUGGGUCCAAAUUCCAACACUGACCCGAUACCCAGCUCUCUCUCCUUGUCGCCUGAAACUUUCUUUGCUUCAGGAAGUCAAAGUAUAACAGUACCUGGCACGAUGUGAGCAGUCUGUCUUUCAAAAUACUCCCUAUUUUGACCCCCUGGGUGAGUUUAUAACUUGGGGAAAAAACCCCAAGUAGUUUUCGAAGUUUUGAUUUUGUUUUCCACUUUUGUUUUACAAAGAAAAAAAGAUUUAAGAAAUAUAUUUCUUGAUUGAA